Didymodactylos carnosus is the source of this 2191-nucleotide messenger RNA. The record is from the annotation of a GenBank genome assembly. NCBI's taxonomy places the organism in Eukaryota, Metazoa, Rotifera, Eurotatoria, Philodinida, Philodinidae.
ACUUACUUGUCUUACAAUUUUCCUAUGUAGUUUUUUCACAAUUCCUCUAUUCCAGCGUUUCCCAAUUUAUUUUAGCCAUGGAACCCUUUCAUAAAAUUUAAAACUUUGCGGAACCCCAGUAGUAUUUCGACAUAAUAUUUGACAAAAAUUAUUUAAGACUACGUAAUUUUUUUUACGUGAUGAAACUAAUUUUUAUCUUCUUAUUUUUUUCUGGCGGAACCCUUGGUUUCACUUCACGGAACCCCAUCUUGGAAACGCUGCUCUAUUCAUUUGAUUUUCUAAAUUACGGGCAAAUCUCUUCCUUGGAUUAAAAAGAUUAUUCUGGUAUAAAACUAGAUGUUUAUUCUACUUGAUUAUCAAUAUUGAUAGUCGCUUUCUUACCUAUGCGUAGUAUGGCUAACUUAGUUGACUUCAAGUUAAAAAUUUAAAAUAUUGUUUUUCUUUCAGUAUAUUACUGCUGAUUGCUAAUGAUUGUUUUUUUCUUUAGACAAAAAAGUCUUCUGGUGAACCAAUACCAUUGGAUAGUGAUCUAGAAGGUUUUUGGGAAAUAACUUAUCCAUUAGUUGAUAAAUGUAAAUUAAAAUUUGAUCAUAUUAAUGAAAGAAAAUCAAAAAAUUGGGUACAAGUUGAAAAAGAAAUAGAUCCAGACGAUGUGAACUAUCGUCCACGUGUGCAUCUAGAUACAAAGCUAAAAUCAAAAAUACCACCUAAAAAGCCGUCGACAACGACUGAUAAUAAAAGUGUAGCAUUAAGACAAUUGAUCGAAGAAAGACGUCGACUAGCAGCUGCCGAACAUUCAGCAACGAAUGGAAAUUCAACGGAUAUGGUUCAGAUAUUUACAUCCAAACAAACUUUGACCACAACUCGAAUACUGGAGACAACUACCUUAUCGUCAAUUAUUGAUAAUUUAAAACGAGUUAUUAAUAAUUACAAUGAAAAUGAGAAUGGUAUGAAAACAACAGCGAAUCUGGAAGAUGAAAUAAUGGCAACAUUAACAGAUGUAUUCGAAAACGAGGAAGGUUUUAUGUUAUUAGAUCGAGAUAGACGAAAUAUUCAUAUUAAUAAUUAUUAUGAUGCAAGUGGAGAAUCUGAACCACCAUUAGAUAUCUAUUCAAAUAUGACUACAUCCGAGAUAUCCACAAUUACAACACAGUAUAACAUUUAUCCCCCGCAAUGUCCAUGCGAAAAGAAAGAAUGUUCAACACCAAGAAUAAAUUUAGAUCGUUUAACACAAACCAUCAAACAACUGAUAGACCAGUCAAAAAGAAUAGCCCGUAGAAAUGCUCAACAACCACAGUGUGCUUGUCCGUUUAUUCCAUCUCAUCCAUCAAUAAGAUUGAAAGGCGAUAAAGGCGAUCGGGGUUCACCAGCAAUAUCUUGUUCCAAAUGUCGUGGGGAGAGUACCAACAUUCGAAUAUUUAGAACAGUAGAAGAAGCCACAGAAAAAUCGUUCACUUAUCCCGAUCAUACGUAUGUUCACAUAGUUAAUGAAUUUGGUCAAUUAGACGCUGUAUUUAUUAGUAUUAGCGGAAAUCUAAUACCCGUUAGGUUAGAUUUAGAGAAUUCCAUACCUGCGCAAACUAUUACACGUCCAAUUACAACAUUACCCAUUCCACAACGGAAAUGUAGUAUUCUGCUUCAGUGUUCUCAACUUCAUUUAUUUGCUUUGGGUCCAAAUGUUCGCAAAUAUUGUAGUCAAAAUCGCCAAAAUUUUUGUACAAAACUGUCUGAUUUUGACGAUUUGUGUAAUAGAGCAGCUGAAAAACAAAGAUUACUUGGAUUUUAUCGUGCAUUUAUAUCUUCAUCCACACAAUGGCUAUCAAAAUUAUUUGAUGGUGUUUGUAUUCAUGCUAAAAUUAUUAAUAUGCAAAAACAUAUAUUAUUCAACACGUUUGAUGAUAUAUUUGAAGGAAAACCAUCUCUCAACUACAUACUCGAUCUUGAAGGAUAUCAUCCAAAUUUUCAAUACUUCUGGCAUGGUAGUCUAGAAAAUGGAACAGCAUCAAAUAAUACAUGUCUUGAUUGGAGUCGUCAAGACCAAAAUUUAUAUGGAAUAGCUAGUAUUCUAAAUAUACAUUCGUUGGGCUUAUUUCAACAGCAAUUGACUUGGCCAUGUUCAGUAGAUGAUUCGAACAUUGGAAUACUAUGCAUUGAAACAAAUUGCAAUAAACGAAAUUUUUAUGAACAUUAG